GGGACUAAGGCUGAUUUAACGCCGGGCGGGUCGUUAAACCACGUUUAAGAUGAGAGAUAACGUCUUGACUUUUCGCGAUUGGAUUCCAUCGGUGCUGGGAGCAUUGGGCCGGCUGCAACGAACCCCGACUCGUAGAAGCGAAUCUCUGUCGUUUGCUGCCUUGUUAGUGUUUGCACUUGACCGUCUCACGCCAGCUUUGAGCCGGGUAUAAAGGGCGGACCACCGAGCGACUGAGAUCCAGUCACUCACAACGGUCGAUCAACCCGCCUAAGGAGUCCUGCGUCUCUUGCUCAGCGAGGAGUUUGGUAAAGAAUGAGAAUCACCGCGGCAAUGAAGUGCUUCGUGGCCAUCAUAGUCUCCUCUCUUGUAGCCUGCGGGGCCUCCGCCAGGGAGGAACAAGUUGAAGGGCGCACAAGACUUCUUGGCACUGGUCUCGGAGUCGGCGGCUACGGCCCUCUAGUUAGACCCAGUUUUGUCGGCGCUGGUCUCAGAGGUGCAGGUUACGGCGCUGCUGGGCUCGGCGGCUACGGUGGAGCUGUUCUCGCCCGCCCUGCUGUGGGUGGCGCUGGCCUCGUUCGCACUGGUGGUCUCGGAUAUGGCCGUCCCGGUUACGGCGGACUCGGCUACGGUGGCGGCCUCGGCUAUGGUGGUGGCUACCAAUCAGGCUACGGCGCUCUGGCCGGCGGUCACCAGGGGGGAUACCAAAGUGGCGCUGCAGGCUACAACCACGGAUCCGCGGGUUUCGCUGGUGGUGCGGCCAACAGGCACGUCAACGCCUACAAAAACAACCGUGGCUACAGCCACACCUCGGGAUUCUCGACCUCUAGCGGCAAUGCAUUUGGCUCCGGACACAGGUACGGCUCGGCUGGAUUCGGAAGUGGAACUGCUGGUCACAGAGGAGGAUACGGACAAUCUUCGUUCGGGCACCAUGCCGGUGCUGGCAUCGGCGGAGGAUACCUCGGUUAAUAGGGAGCUGUCAAUAAAACGUGGCCUUUAUUUUUA
Dermacentor andersoni is the source of this 1002-nucleotide messenger RNA. RefSeq lists its product as uncharacterized. Lineage: Eukaryota; Metazoa; Arthropoda; Arachnida; Ixodida; Ixodidae. The record is from RefSeq and is a predicted model, not a curated record.